Nilaparvata lugens (brown planthopper) is the source of this 3051-nucleotide messenger RNA. RefSeq lists its product as uncharacterized. Lineage: Eukaryota; Metazoa; Arthropoda; Insecta; Hemiptera; Delphacidae. The transcript has 2 exons. The record is from RefSeq and is a predicted model, not a curated record. Bases 1786 to 2337 code for a protein of 183 amino acids.
UUUGCUUGAAGAAAUUGGUUCUGGACUUCUCUUAUGUACCCAAAUAAUAGAUUAAAAAAUCAGAACUACAAUAUAAAUUGCACGCACACCCCCUUUUUAUGUCUAUAUUGACUGGACUAAAAAAUGUGAUAAUACUCUACCCUGGGACCAACUCUAACAGUUAGCUCAUUGAAAUGCAUUAUAACUGUGCACCAGAAUGAGCCACAGAGACUGGAACACAAUUAUUGCAUGUGUACCAGUAUGGUACACACGGUCCAUGGGAAAAACUGGCUGUGUACCAUUCUGGUACACUUGGUCGUUAAAGUGUUAAAGCUCAACUAACUCAUCAGCCAUCAUUUUCUUUAAAAUGGUUUGGGUAAUUUCUUUUGGUGUGUUUCCUCCACAUCUUGACAGUACACAGAUCUGUAAUAUAUAAAUAGCAAUUACAAAAGUUUUUUAUUAAUUUAUUGUAAUGGGACAAUUUCAUACCAUAUGAAUUGAACAUUUCAAAUCUUAUUAAAUCUUAUUACAGUAAAACCUUGUUAAUACGGCCUAAACUGGCAGCUGGUAGGCCGAAUCUAUUUUCAGGUAAAAGUAUUGAAGUUGUAAUGGUAGGAGGUAUUUAUAAUCAAUGCCCACACUUUGGACAUCAUUGUAAUGGUGGAAGGGGGGACUUUGUUAGCCCCACGUUUUGUACACGGAAAAAAAUAUAAUUGAUUUAUAGAUCUCCACUCAACUAUUUAAAUAAUCAGUUAUUGAAACCGAUGGCGAUUCAUUACAUUGAGAGUAUUCAUGUAUCUACUACUGAGCUAGAGCUGUGGUCUGAACCCAGUAUAGUGAGCCGGACGGCCUCAACUUUUUGCAAAUUUAUUUGCAAGAUAGGGAUAUUAACAGCUGCACUAGUAUAUAUCCAAUAUACUAUUUCUUGUAAGAAUGUCACCCAACAUGGAUGGCAAUAUACCAUUUCACAUAAGAAUGGCACCACAAGCUUGAGGCAUGAUGAAAAGCUUACCUACUCAACUCUACUAUCAAUGCUGAAUAAAAUGACUAAUAAAACUAAAAGCUGCAAGAAGCAUAAUCAGAAGUUGAUUCAACAAGGAUACCUUAUGAUUUAUUGCAAGUUUCUGGCUAACAUAAUUGAGUUGCUCAUCAAGUUGAAAUUUUUCAAGCUGCAUAAAUACAGACAAACUGUAUCACAUGAGUUUGAUAACAUAAUUCUCAAUAAUAGAGAAAAGUUGUAUAGAAAUUUCCUGAAAUUUAUUGCAAAAUUUUUGAUCUUGAUUUUUAAAUCUAAAUAUUGUAUGCUGACCAGGGUUAUAGGCUAUUUUUAAUAUGAGAUUAUUAUUGAUGUUGAGGAAGAUAAGACCUACAUGGAAUCUUAAGAGCUAUAUUAAUAAAAAUUUUCUCCAAGUUUGCUGCCAUACCUGAGUCACAUUGAUGGUCUAUGUAUCUGUAUUUUAUGUACAUGACACUUGAAAUUCUUAACACCACACAAUUUUAUCUGAAAUAGGCACUGUCAAUACGUUCAUUUUAAUAUUCCUGAAAUUUAGUAAUACACUUGGCGACUUAUUCGAAGUAUCCCACAUAAUAUCGUCACCAUGAACCAGUCUCCAGCCAAUUCACAAAUUUCCUACUUUGGUGACCAUCCCCAAAACCCUACAAGCAUGACACCAGCUGAUCAACAACCCCAGGACAAUACAGCGGAGACCCCACGGGAGAGAAGGAGGCAGCGUAUGCUCCGUCAAUUUCAACCCACAAAACCUGGCCCAAUUGUCCUCCACUGGGAUUUAUAAUGCCGUCGAUGCCAUGAAUACCGAUGAGAGUCCAGCUGGGGGAGAUGAAGGAGUUAGGGCGUCCAACCCGUUACCGACGUCUCCGCAGACCGCUCCAAGCACCGCCAAGGGAACAGGGAAUUCCGUCACCCAAUUGCCGCCCGAUAUGGCCAGCCAACCGUCAUCCGCCACCACCAACCUGGAAAAGCGCAAUAUUACAUUAGACUCUUCAGUCGGUUAUGUUACCAAUUAUAUGAUGAACGAUUCCUCGAGCGAAUUUAAACUCAUGCUCAACCAAGCCAUGGCGGAGUUGAUGAAAGAGAUGAAAGCAAGCCAGGAUAAAGAGGCAGAAAAUACCAAAACCAUCCAAAAGGAUGUCAAAGCUGUACAAGGAAGUGUGGAAAAAAUGGAAGAGAAGGUUGAGGGAAAAUUCUCUGAAUUCAAGGAGGAAAUGAAAAAUAUGAUAGACAUUAAAAUAGGUAUGCAAUCAACAGUUAUAAAAGAAUUAGAAACCCAUAUAGAUGAAGUCACCUGUCAAGUAAAUGAGCGGUUGGAUGAGGUACUUCUGAGUAAAUCAAACUUCUGAGAUAUAAGCGUUCAAAGUUUUUUUGUGUGAACUUUUUAUUCAAUCAUCAGAUUCUUUUGGUUUUUGGAUUAGUAAUAUAUAUUAUUCAUAAAAUUCCUCCAGUAAAUUUUUUUUCCAGAUUAUUUCAAUAUUUUAUAAGAUAUUUCAAAUAAAUUGUAUUAACACCUUCUUCCAUGAGAAAAGUUGCUGGAUUUUUCUUACUAGUGAAUGGAAGAAUGUCAGGAUGUGGAAAGGAGAACAAAUCCGUAAACAUUAAUUAUCCGUAAAAUAUAUUAAUUUCAGUUGUUAUUAUUAUUAUUAUAUACAUUCAGAUCAUCAGAUUUCUAUACAAAACGAAAAUGAAAUGAAAAGGAAUUAUUAUUCGGUCAUUAAUCUGUUAUAAAAGUACUUGAAAUUUUCUGGAACGUGUUUUAAUAUUUUUUUAAAUCUUCCAGUUUCUCUCUUGAUAUGUUGCCCUGAGAUAUCUUUCUUGGGAUAUUUAUUGCUGAGUUGUCCAAUUCUCUCCUUUUAUUGUAGAAUAGGUUUACCUUUUUAAAAGGUGUAUCAUAGCUCUCUUUGUACAGAUAAGAGCCAACCUCUUCCACUCGAAUCCAUUUUACACCAUCACGAAAAUGAAUCUUUUCAUUCAAUAUAUCUUUUUUUGCGUCCCUGAUGUUGAGCUGUUUGCACAAAUUCUCGAACGAACGGAAAUGCUCUUUCAUAUCAAUUACUGUA